UGAGAGGGUCAUAAACACGCAGACAGGUCGGUGUAAUGCAGGAUUUGUAUAGUCCAGCGAUCGUUGCUGCAGAGUAACCUCUGACCUCUACCAAACACCUUACCAUGGCGAAGUUGAAUUUCACAAUGGUGGCACUUCUAGUUCUUUUCUGCACUACUGCGAAUGUCUUGAUUCUCUUCGUAACGGACUGGGCACGGGAAUUAAAAUACUGGGAAGUGAAAUUUGAGGCCGAGGUUGAAGAGUUAGCCUCUCGAGCCCUAAUGUUGAGUGAUGUACGGCCAUCAUUGAACAGCACCACCACUAUAGUCAAGCAUGACGCAAUACAAAAGGAGGUUGAGCAUCCAUAUUCAUUCAAAGUUAUCAGCAAAUCUCCCGGAUGCGAAAGUGUCUAUCCCACUAAAGGCAAUGUGUUUCUACUCAUUUUGGUUGCAUGCCGACCCAAGGAAAUCAAAGAUAGAAUUCUUAUUCGGAAGACAUGGGGUAAGGUCAAAUUUCACAAGGACAAACCAAUAUUGGUGAAGUUUUUAAUAGCCUUGCCGAGUAACAUCCUUGAGAGGAGUCUAGUCGAAGACGAGAUCGCAGAGUACGGGGACAUCAUCCAGGGCGACUUUAUAGAUUCUUAUAAAAAUAUGACCUUAAAGGUGUUGAUGGGGUUAAAGUGGGCGGGGCUUAAAUGCCCAAACGCCACCUACGUCAUGAACUUAGACUCUGACAUGUUUGUGAAUGUGUACAACCUCGUGACGUUAUUGGAGACUUCCCCGCGGGAGAGAUUCGCAAUUGGGCACUUAAUAGAGAAUGCCAAACCGUUCCGUAAAAAGGACGCCAAGUGGCACACGCCAGUGGAAAUGUACCCUGACAAAUAUUAUCCGCCAUAUUUAAAUGGGCCUGCCUACGUCAUGUCAGGUGACUUGCCAGGGCUUAUCUUCAAUGCGUCUUCGCAAGUGACGUACUUACCCUGGGAUGACGUGUUCGUCGGCAUCGUUAUGAAGAAGAUUGGAAUCGAACCGUUGAGCGGGAAACAUUUUGAAGAUUACCCGAAACUUAAUAAUACUUCAGCUAUACUAAACGCUAUAAAGGGAGGGAUAGCAACACACGUGGCACAUCAAAAUGAACCAAAUCCAACAUUAUCAGAAAUAUGGAAGAAUGUAUCUAAAAGUAUCUUUAUUAAUUAGACCGUUAGGCGUUGGCAUCAUCCAACUUCAAUCUUAGAGAUUAACUGAUGAUUUUAAAAACAAUUUAAGGUAUCGUGACCGAACGGAUAUUAAGAGCACUGAGUUCAAGCUCUUGUUUUGUAUUUUUGUUCAGCAGAGAGUUUUCCCUUUGAAACAAUUAUUUGGCCCACAUUUGAUAAAACUGCAAGCGAUUUUCAAUAUUUUUUUUAAAACAUUAUAUUUGUCGAAACCGCUGGACUAACCCCAUGUGAACUAUACAAUUUUUGAAACUAAAAAUUGAUGAAACUGCUAGGCUACCUACCCCUUGUGAUUGUUGCAUUUUUUGUAAUUUUUUGUUGAU
Asterias rubens (European starfish) is the source of this 1512-nucleotide messenger RNA. Its product is annotated as beta-1,3-galactosyltransferase 5-like. The record is from RefSeq and is a predicted model, not a curated record. Gene Ontology annotation, molecular function: hexosyltransferase activity. The coding region runs from base 105 to 1172 and encodes 355 amino acids. Lineage: Eukaryota; Metazoa; Echinodermata; Asteroidea; Forcipulatida; Asteriidae. The transcript has 2 exons. Gene Ontology annotation, cellular component: membrane.